Messenger RNA from Lutra lutra (Eurasian river otter), 654 nucleotides. RefSeq names its product ATP synthase subunit O, mitochondrial-like. The record is from RefSeq and is a predicted model, not a curated record. Gene Ontology annotation, biological process: proton motive force-driven mitochondrial ATP synthesis. Lineage: Eukaryota; Metazoa; Chordata; Mammalia; Carnivora; Mustelidae. Gene Ontology annotation, molecular function: proton-transporting ATP synthase activity, rotational mechanism.
AUGGCCACCCCAGCAGUUUCUGGGUUCUCCCAACAGGUGUGUUGCUUUAGUACAUCUGUGGUCAGGUUGUUUGCCAAGCGCAUGAGGCCACCUGUUCAAGUAUAUGGUAUCAGAGGUUGCUAUGCUGCUGCCCUUUAUUCUGCUGCAUCUAAACAGAUGGAACAAGUAGAAAAAGAAUUGAGAGUAGCACAAAUAUUGAAAGAACCCAAAAUGCCUACUUCCAUUAUGAAGCCUUGUGUAAAGCAUACCGUAAAAGUGAAAAGACUAAAUGACAUGAAAGCAAAAGAGAGGUUCUCUCCCCUCAUGUCCAACCUGAUCCGUUUGCUUGCUGAAAAUGGUUGUUUGAACAAUAUCCCCGGAGUCAUUUUUGCCUUUUCAACCAUGCUGAGCAUCCAGUGUGGAGAAGCACCUUGCACAGUAACCACUGCAUCUCCUUUAGAUGAAGCCAUCCUUGAAUUAAAAACAGUCCUGGAGAGCUUCCUAAGUAAAGGCCAAGUAUCGAAAUUGGAAGUUAAGAUUGAUCCAUCAAGCAUGGGUGCAAUGAUUGUCCGUAUUGGAGAGAAAUAUGCUGAUAGGUCUGUGAAAACCAAGAUUCAGAAGCUGAGCAGGGCUAUGGGGGAGAUUUUCUGAAAGUGUUGAUUUUCUGUCAGUGAA